Capsella rubella is the source of this 1780-nucleotide messenger RNA. Its product is annotated as probable serine/threonine-protein kinase PIX13. Gene Ontology annotation, molecular function: protein kinase activity; ATP binding. Lineage: Eukaryota; Viridiplantae; Streptophyta; Magnoliopsida; Brassicales; Brassicaceae. Gene Ontology annotation, biological process: protein phosphorylation. The record is from RefSeq and is a predicted model, not a curated record. Bases 201 to 1580 code for a protein of 459 amino acids. The transcript is spliced from 6 exons.
AAGAGUUUUUUUGGCUUGGUCUUUCCUCUCUGUUUCUCAGCUUCUUCCUCCAUCUUUCAAUUAAAAUCCCCAGGAAAAAAAGAAACAAAGGGGACAGUUGGAGUUAAAGGUUCUCUGAUCGAUCAUUAAAGGUGAAGCAAAGACUACUCAAAACAGAGAAAAAGAAAAACAGAGUUAAGUCAAGAGCUGGUCUGGUCUCAAUGGGGAACAUCUGUCAUGGCUCUGGAUCCUCCACUGUUCAACAGGAUCAGAGCCCUGUCUCCACCAAACCCCUCCCAGUGAGAUAUGGGCAACAUCCAGAGAAUAAAAAGUUUCCUCCGGCGCUAGUGGCGAUGCCAGCUUUAAAUCCCAAGUUUCCGAUUCCGGAAACAGGACAUAGAACGAGACCCGCCGCUACACCACCUCGUGAAAAGCCACAGCAUAGGACAAGAUCGGUUGAGAACCAACCUCGUGAAAAGCCGCAGGAGAAGACAAGAUCCGACGAUGAUCGGACGGCAGACAAGAAGGUAUUAGGUAUAGGAAAGAAGGCAGUGCCACCGAGCGGGAAGAUAGUGACGCCAGAUCUAAAGAUGUUUACAUUAGUUGAGCUGAAGACGGCGACCAAGAACUUCCGACCAGAAUCUGUGAUCGGAGAAGGUGGAUUCGGACAGGUGUUCAAAGGGUGGGUGGAUGAGAAGACCUUAGCUCCGUCUAGAGCCGGCGUCGGAAUACCAGUCGCCGUUAAGAAAUCAAACCCUGAUAGUGAGCAAGGUUUACAUGAAUGGCAGUGUGAAGUGAGAUUCUUAGGGAAAUUUCAUCAUCCAAAUUUGGUGAAGCUCUUGGGUUAUUGCUGGGAAGAGAAUCAGUUCCUUUUGGUGUAUGAGUAUUUGCCUAAAGGAAGCCUUGAGAAUCACCUCUUCGCAAGAGGAGCAGAGGCAUUGCCGUGGGACACACGUUUGAAGAUAGCCAUUGAAGCAGCUCAAGGACUUACCUUUUUGCAUAACUCGGAAAAGAGUGUCAUCUACAGAGACUUCAAGGCUUCCAACAUCCUUCUUGAUUCCAACUUCCACGCCAAACUGUCUGACUUCGGACUAGCUAAGCUUGGUCCAAUCAAUGGGUUCUCCCACGUAACCACACGUGUCAUGGGCACACAAGGCUACGCAGCUCCCGAAUACAUGGCUACAGGUCAUUUAUAUGUGCGGAGCGAUGUCUACGGGUUUGGUGUAGUACUACUAGAGCUCUUAACCGGUUUAAGAGCACUAGACCCAAACCGACCAUCUGCACAACAGAAUCUUGUGGAAUGGGCUAAACCGGUGCUGACCCAAAAGAAGAAGAUUCAGAAAAUGAUGGACCCAAGGCUCGAGCACAAGUAUCCACUUUUGGCUGUGGUCAAAACAGCCGAGCUCAUUCUACGGUGUCUCGAGGCUGAUCCGAAAAACAGACCGCCCAUGGAUGAUGUGCUCAGAGAACUAGAAAUCGUAAGGACUAUCAGAGACCAACCCAAAGAAGAGAGACGUAAACGGGGCAGUGGUUCUGAUACCAGUAACCGUGUUCGUGGCAUUGAUUCACCGCACGGCCGUAGAACCGCUCGAAGCGGGUAGUCAAAGAGUUCUUUUGGAUCAGUCAUAUACUGUAUACACACUAUACACAGACGAACCAGCUUUAAUAUUUUUUUUUUUCUGGUAGUAUGUAGUAUGUACUAGACUUUAGUGAAAUAUUUGUUGUACACUAUGAAGUCAAAAUGUAGUCAUAAUUUAUAUUUUGUCGAAAGAAAUAAACUAAAAAAGUUAUUUUUCCUUAA